Molecule: messenger RNA, 3259 nt
Organism: Rhagoletis zephyria (snowberry fruit fly)
Lineage: Eukaryota; Metazoa; Arthropoda; Insecta; Diptera; Tephritidae
Gene: Rassf
Product: Ras association family member
Biological process (GO): signal transduction
Source: RefSeq, a predicted model, not a curated record
AUGUGGAAGUGUCACAAGUGUGGAAAGCCUGUCUACUUCGCGGAGCGCAAGCAAUCGCUUGGUUAUGAUUGGCAUCCAGAAUGUUUACGGUGCGAGGAGUGUGGAAAGCGACUGAAUCCAGGUCAACAUGCCGAGCAUAAAGGAGUGCCUUACUGUCAUGUGCCAUGUUACGGCGCGCUCUUCGGACCGCAGUUGUUUGGACAUGGCACACGUGUGGAAUCACAUAAGAGCUAUGGCGUAAAGGGAACACAGCGAUCCGGUAUUGGUAUUGGAGGGCCAGUUUUACCCAGAGAUCAUUUAGAAAGCAAGUUAAAGGUCUACAACCAAUUCUAUGACAAUAAAAGCAUGGAAAUACGGAGUCGAGAAGUGAAUAACCGAUUAAUUCUUGAAGGCGCACUGCGUGUUUCCUGGGGCGUACACGGCGUGAUACAUCUUAAAGAAGAUGAUGAUCAGCGUAUGAUUGUUGUACGCAAACGAAAUUCCAAGCGCAUAUCUAAGGCAGCUGAAGAUAGUCCAUCGGAUAAGGAAAACGAUGUUAGUGAAUCAUUGGGAGCGCCCACUACCACAAGUGAGGUAGAGAACCUCUCAACAGAUAUUUCAUUGUCAGAGAGCAUGACUUUUGAUUCCUGCAGUUUAAAUGAGUAUCCGUUGACGGACCUACCCACAACACCAGAGGAAGCUUCCGCAAACACAACCGGCACAACGGAUGGGGCAGCGGUUCCUUUGAUAAAUAGCACCAAUGGAAGUGCCAAUGAUGAAAAAUCGGAGUCGACAAGUACCCUGUGCGGCACCGAUACGACCAUUACAACUGCAUCCACAAGCUGUGUUUCUACAACUUUGCCUUCAAAAUUGGAUAAUUUGGACAAAUUAGAAUGGGAUGAAAUAGAUGAUCUGCUGCAGGUUGAACGCCGCAUUAGCGAAAAGGAUAAAAUUUACGAAACGAUGCCCGUCAAAUUGCCAUCGUCGCAAACGUCUUCCAGUGAAAGCUCGCCAUCAAAAACUAUUUCAGCUCAUAAUCUCACCGAAAGCACCAAUACCACCAGUGAAGUGCCAUCCCCAUCAACUCCCACGUCUGCUUCUACAACCAACAAUAACAGCAAUAGCAACAGCGAGGGCAGUAGCACAUCUUCAGACAAUUUUGUUACUGCCACCUCGGCGACAAUAAACUCAUCUAUUUCGGGCACUACCAGCACAACUACAACAACAACGGUGGAUAAUUUUGAGUCCUCUGAUGAUGCUACUCUUAAGCCAAUGGAUUAUGAGGAAUUUAAGCGUAGUGUUCAUCUUGAUUAUGUGAAUGGAGCCAACUCAUUUCGUGAUCCCAAAGAGGACUCGCUAAAACGCAACCAACCAAUCGAUCCGUCAAGGAUACACGAUUCCCUCAAGCUAUAUGGCGAAAGUGCAAUGAGCAAAAGUUUCAACUGUGAACAUGCAUUACGCUCAAUCGAUGCUAAUUUAAUUAACGAUACUCUUCAUUUGAAGAGCGGCACUGCCAGUCCACAUUCGAUUCAGCGAAUGUAUGCCUUGCAGAAAAGUGGCUCAGCCUCCACAGCCACUGGCGGAAAUCAUCAAAAUCUAUCGCCAUACUAUCAACGAUAUCAAAACUUCGACAAAGGCAUCAACCGUUCCAAAUCGGGACCAUCGUGCUUUGAUUACUCCGAUAGUGAUGAUGAUUCCACAUUAAAGCCACAACAAUCGGCAACAAUACGCCGCAGUGAUGUGCCCUCACGUUAUGUGAAAAUCGAAAUGGAUUGCUAUCCCAAGGAGAGAAAAACGAAAGAUGAUGAAAAGGAGAGCGUGAGUGAAGCUGAUUCCAGUCGCACUGAAGCGCCUUCAAUUACAGUGACGAAUAGUGGUACUGCUGGUGGUGAUGAACUGACGCAAACUGAAGAUAUGGUUACUGCUAGCGAGGGUAGAGGUCUUGGUGUUGCACACAAUGUCGAUGACGAUGAUGCAGAACCACCGCUGCAUGUUACGGAAGAUGGUGUAGUUUUGCGGCGUCCACCGCGUACGGGCGCUGCAGCCAUAAAGCGGCGUAGUGGAAACAGAAGAUCGCGCACCAAAUUGAAGCGGCGUUGUUCUAUUAAUGGCCACUUUUACAAUCGCGAAACAUCGUUCUUCACACCGCCCUAUGGCUCACAAAUGUCUGUGUGGGUCACAUCGUUGGUCACCACAACUGAAGUCAUAAACCUAUUACUCGAAAAAUAUAAAGUUGAUAGUGCGCCGGAGAAUUUUUCGCUAUUCAUUGUACGCGAUAAUGGCGAGCAAAAACGCUUGAAAGAGACUGAUUAUCCGUUGGUGACGCGCGUCAUGAUGGGGCCGCAUGAGGAUGUGGCACGUUUGUUUCUUGUCGAUGCAAAGAAGACAGACGAAAUAAGUAAUGAGGUUGCUCAGUUUAUAAACCUGUCCCUGCCAGAAUGCCGUGCAAUUUUAGAACGAUAUGAUGAUGAGUUGGAGCGCGAAGUGGCUAAAGUUAGAGAAAGAUAUAUUGAAUUACGUCGCCGCAUAAUCAAUCGCAUGGAAUCUCUUAAAGUUCACUUAUAAAUGUGCUCAAUGCUCGUUGGGAAAAUGAUUUCUGCGUAUUUUAAAUGAUAAGAUUUUGUCUCAAAUUAUAAUUUACGCCCUUUUGGGUACGUUCUGAAUUGGUUGCAAAUGAACAAAUAUUUAUGCACAGAUAAAUACGAGCUUCUAAAGUUUUAACCUUUUCGAAUAUUUUGUUAUUAUUAAUUGAACUUACCUUAGCAAAAUAGUGCUGCUGUAUAAAACGUUCACAAUUUGCAGUUAAACUUAAUUUUUUAGUAAUAACUAUUAAUGCAUUUAUAUAAAAAUAAAACUAAAUUUACUUCAAGAAGUGCUUUUUCAAAUAUCUAAUCACACCGCUAAUUUAAAUCCCUUUACGGCUUUAAGUAUUGCAAUAAUUUUAUAUAACCAGCGCCGUUCCCUCAAUUGAAAUCUAAAUACAAGUAUUAUUUUAGAUAAAUUUUUUUCGUCUUGUCGCAUUAUAUGCGCAUACAAAUUGAAUAACCACUAAAGAAUGCCAUUUUUUCUCCUAUGAAAUUACUUGAACAUAUCUUUAUAUAAUCUAGAUACUUGAUUUGUUUACUUAUCUUUAUGUGUAAUAGCGUUCAUUAACCAAAAAUUUUGUUUAUCAUUUAGUUAUUAAGAAUGUAUUUUUCAAUUGCAUAACAUACAUAUAUGUAUAAUCAAAUCUUUUUCUUAUUUGCAAUUUAUAAAUUAGCAUAAUUAUUUUCUUUAUAAC